Molecule: messenger RNA, 1455 nt
Organism: Penicillium samsonianum
Lineage: Eukaryota; Fungi; Ascomycota; Eurotiomycetes; Eurotiales; Aspergillaceae
Product: glycoside hydrolase family 71 protein
Exons: 1
Coding region: 1-1455 (484 amino acids)
Biological process (GO): mating projection tip cell wall disassembly
Molecular function (GO): glucan endo-1,3-alpha-glucosidase activity
Source: RefSeq, a predicted model, not a curated record
AUGGUAUUGCUUCAAAUCUUCAUCCCUCCAUCCAGACUGCGCCCACUGACAUACAGUAUCCAGGUAUACAAUUCGGAGAAUUUCACCCUCUACGACUGGGAGUUAAACAUUGCCGAGGCUCAAAAGGCCCAUCUGGACGCAUUUGCGCUCAACCUCGCGUAUAAUUAUCCAACAAACAACCGCUCCCUAGAAAACGCCUUCAAAGCCGCACGCACACUGGACUUCAAACUCUUCUUCUCCUUCGACUAUGUAGGAAACGGUGCCUGGCCCGAGGGCGACGUAAUAGCCGUCAUCAACAAAUACAGAGACAAUCCAGCAUACUACCAAUACAGAGGCAAGCCCUUCGUCUCCACCUUCGAGGGUUCAUCAAACGCCACCGAUUGGUCUACAAUCAAAAAGUUCGCAGACUGUUUCUUCGUACCAAGUUGGUCGGCCCUAGGAGCCAAGGAAGCGUUAGCAGUUGCUCCAGGAGUCCCAGACGGGCUAUUUUCCUGGGCAGCAUGGCCGGAAGGCUCCGAAUCAUUAAAUACAUACGUCGACUCGACAUACAUGCAAUGGCUCAAAGACGCUGGCGACCUGCCGUACAUGAUGCCCGUCUCACCAUGGUUCUACACCAACCUACCAGCCUACGGCAAGAACUGGGUCUGGAACGGCGAUAGCCUCUGGUACGACCGAUGGGAGCAAGUUCUGUCACUGAAGCCCGAGUUCGUGGAGAUAAUCUCAUGGAACGACUACGGCGAGUCGCAUUAUAUCGGACCGCUACAUGAUGAUGCAUAUGCAACCUUCGAGAUCGGCAAUGCGAACUACAACUACGCCGCUAAUUAUCCGCACGAUGGAUGGCGGAGCUUCCUGCCCUUCGUCAUUGGCCUGUAUAAGACCGGCAAAACAAGCAUACAAGACGAGGGUGUUACUGCUUGGUUCCGACAGAUGCCUGGCAAGGCAUGCAAGAAUGGUGGCACCAUGGGCAACUCGGUGACACAGGGGCAGAAGGUCGUUCCACCGACGGAUAUCCUGCGAGACGAAGUGUUCUACUCUGCACUGCUGCAUUCCGCGAUUGCAGUGGAUGUAGCGGUCGACAUUGGUGGCGUUGUGCAAGACGGGAAGUGGAAGAGUACACCGUCUGGUCAGAUUGGACUUUACCACGGCAGUGUGCCAUUCGAUGGCAAUACCGGGCAGGUGGUAGUGACGAUAUCGCGGCGAGGGAACAAGAUUGCGGAAAUGCGAGGUGCAUCCAUCUCGGACUCUUGUCCGAAUGAUAUUCAGAACUGGAAUGCUUGGGUUGGUUCUGAUCUUGCGAACAGCAGCAGCAUGGAGAAGACUACGACUACCUCUGCGAAGCCCACGGCUACAUCUUCGAAUUCUGCUGCUCCGGCUAUUCUUGCUUUGUCGAGAGUUCCAUUUACGCUGUUUUAUGUGACAUUGGUUGCAAGUAUGGUGUCUGCGAGCCUAACGUAG